UUGAGUCACAGUCAUAGUCUACUGUUGGCGGCUUGUCUAGAUGAGAGUACAGUAAGUAGUGUAUUCACUAGCAGGUUGCCGAGGAUAUCAUGAUCUGUUCCGUCCGGCCCGGUCUGACCACUCAUCAAUGCACCACGACGAAUUGCCACAUGAAGUGGUUCUCGCGAUUCAGCGCGUCCUAGAACUUGAACCGAGCUCAGCGAACGACCCCCUCGACACGCUUUCGAACGACUUCAACCCCGUCCCGCUCCUGAAUGAUUUCUUUCCCGACGAGGCGUCCCUGGCGAACAUCGCGGCUGUGCAGACCCGGCUGGCGGAUACGCAGCUGGAAUUGCAACGCGAGAUCGACAGUCUGCAGGCGGAGCUGAAGAAGAACCAGGACCCCGCACGGAUGCAUCUCAUACAGGAGAUGAUCUCGGAAUUGUUCGGGAAAAUGGCUACUAUACGCGAAAAGGCGACCGAGUCGGAGGCCGUCGUGCGGAACAUCACGCAAGACAUCCAAGUGCUCGACCUGGCGAAGAGGAACUUGAUUCUGAGUAUGACGACGCUGAAGCGGCUGCAGAUGCUUGGUGAGCUCUCGCAGACUUCAUUCCAGCCUUCGCUUGGGUUGACGUACGGGCCAGUAAAUGCGUUAACACAAUUGGAGGACUACAUCAAGGAGCGCAAGUACGCGGAUGUCGCGCAGUCCCUUGCUGCAGUCAAGCAAAUCUCAGCUUCGUUCAAGCAAUACACCUCGAUCAAACGGAUAUCCCAGGUUUGGACACGGAUACAAGAAAUGCAGGGCGAGAUACGCGCCGCUCUCGACAAAGACUUUGACGAUUUGCAAGAUCCCGCGAGACCCGUGAAACCAUCCCUCAUCGCGGACGCCUGCCAGGUGGUCGACGUCCUCGGUCCAGAUGUCCGAGCGCAGACCAUCGAGCGCUACGUCUCCAUCGAGUUGAAGGAGUAUCGGAGGAUCUUCCGCACCGCAGACGAAGCGGGGCAGCUGGACAACAUCUCGCGGCGGUUUGCUUGGUUCCGGCGCUGCCUGCAAACACACGAGGCUGAACAGGGACGCGUCUUCCCAGCCGAGUGGAAAGUCGGCUGGUUCCUUCUCUCCCGCUUCGCAGAGGUCACGCGCGAGGAUCUCACUGGGUUGUUGUCCAAAAUGGGCACCGCGUUAUCUGUCAAAACCCUCCUGGACAAUUUACAACUCACCGCCGACUUUGAGCUGUCCAUGGCAAAGAAAUGGUCCACCCCGUUCCCAGACAUCCUUAAGGCGACAGCUCAGAGCCACUCGGCGCCACCCAAGACGAUGACAUCGGCUUUUGAGCCGCACAUGGGAGUGUUUGUCGACGCUCAGGACAGAGCACUGUCAGACAUGCUUGCACCUCACAGGAGAGGGAGACUGGGUCGCUCCCCACGCCCAUCGCUGGAAACCGAUCCCGGAUCAGUCGAUCACGAAAGCAAGAGCGAAUCACCUAUGGUCGUGCUGCCUUCCUCGACCGAGCUGUUCUACUUCUACGGCCAGAGCCUGGAACAAUGCGCCAAGCUGUCGACCGGAAAACCGCUCUUCGACCUCUGCAACCUGCACCGCAAGUGGCUGCGAAUCUACGCCGAGGAGGUUCUGACUGCGGGGCUCAAACGGCCGUCUUACCCACAGCAACCGCGGCAGUCGACGGAAUCGCGCUACGAGCCGAAUGAACUGAGACAGUCGGCGCUGAUCAUCAACACGGCGGACUACUGUCAGACCACCGCGCUGGAGCUCGAGGAGAAGAUUCAGCGGCAAAUCAACACGGAGUUCAAGGAGAAGAUAUCGUUCCAGAAAGAGCGCGAUCAAUUUCUGAGUGUUAUCUCAGCUGCCAUCGUCGUGCAACUGCGGGAGCUGGAGAUAGCCUGCGAGCCGGCGCUCGCCGCCAUGACGCGGUCUCCCUGGUCAAAUCUGCAGCAGGUCGCCAGCCAGUCAGCUUACGUGGCCGACCUGACGAGCGCGAUCGAGCAAGUGACCGACUGUGUCAGGCCACUCAUCGAGCAGAAGAAGUAUCUGAGGAACUACCUGGAUAAAGCCUGCAGCUUGAUUCUGGCCAAGUUUACAAAUGCUUUGGUUCGAAGUCGACCGCUGAGAGAGAUUGGAGCCGAGCAGCUCAUGAUCGAUCUAAAACCGGUCAAGGCGUGUUUACUCAAACUCCCAGGUGAUAGUGUGACAACGACAUAUACCAAGAGCGUGACCAAAAGCACGGAUCAGCUGGAAACUCUGCUGAAAGUGAUUGUUACGCCAGUGGAUCCUCCAGAAGGCUUCAUUCUGAGCUACACCCUCCUCGUCAAAGAUGCCUCGUUUUCCAACUUCCAAAAGAUCCUCGACCUGAAAGGGACCCCCAAAGCCGAGCAGAACAAUCUGCUGGACUCGUUCCUGACGAUCACGAGCACCCACGACGAUCUCGACAGCACGUCUUUCCUGUCCGCGCUGGACAUGGAUCCGGUGGGUCAGCUUGCGAGCAACAUGGCCAGCCCGGGGGCCAGCAGAGUGUCUCUCCCUCUCAGCGGCGUGAUCCCAAACCCAGACAGCACCGGGCUGUUCUCGUCGCCGGGACCGAGUGGACCCUCGACCGGGAAUACGACUAUCUCGGAGAGAGGGGGCGGCGGGGACCAGCGACAAGUCUUCUCUGACUUGAGGAGAUUUGUCAGCUUUGGACUGCGACGAGACACGCAGGGGCCGCUCUGAAGUGUGCCUGCCCAUCAGGUGCGGUUGAUGGUAUCAACAUAUGACUGAUGUGUCCUUUCCGUACACUAGUCGUACACAAUAAAGUCCUAGCAGUACAAUACUCAAGUCCCAGGAUGAUCAUAGAAACAAGGAGGGUGGCGGCUAUAUCCGAUUAGGCGCCGAGCUUGCGCUGGGCAGGAACGACGCCCCCAGGACCCGCUGCACAAUGAACGACGAGCCCGGGGGCUGCGGUGCCUCAGGCAACGGCGGGUGUCCAACACUGCUGCUGGCAUGCCCGGGCCUGAAGCAGAUCUCAGAAAUGGACACGGGAAGGCUGUCCGCCAGCGACGUCACAUCGUCGCUGCCCAAGCCAUACGGGUGCGCGUUGAGGCUGCUCAGACGCUGCCCCUCGGGCGACCCCGGCAUCGACACGGGGAACGGAAACGAGUCGGCGGAUGAAUCGGCGGUUGCGCCGGCCGCCUCGGUGCUCGGCGCGGCCGUCGUCGCGCUCCAUCGCGAAGUCAGCCCCUGCGUCUGCGUCUGCGUCUGCGGCGGGGCGGUCGGGAGCAUGCUGCUCGAUGCACCGCCGAUGCUCCAGUGCGACGCCGGGCCGGCGGAAAACGACGAGGACGAAUGGUCGAUCGAGCGCGUCAUCGUCGACCCGUCCGACGAGCUGGCGAAGUCGAGGAACGACGCCUCGAGCGCGUGCAGGCGGCGGCGGCGGCCCUUGUUUCGCGUGCGGCCCUGGCUCUCGCUGGACGAGUCCCCCUUCUGUUUCGAAAAAAAGCGCACACGCGACUGGU
Molecule: messenger RNA, 3483 nt
Organism: Mycena citricolor
Lineage: Eukaryota; Fungi; Basidiomycota; Agaricomycetes; Agaricales; Mycenaceae
Source: the annotation of a GenBank genome assembly